Labrus bergylta (ballan wrasse) is the source of this 222-nucleotide messenger RNA. NCBI's taxonomy places the organism in Eukaryota, Metazoa, Chordata, Actinopteri, Labriformes, Labridae. The record is from RefSeq and is a predicted model, not a curated record.
AUGAACGCAGCAGCAGCAGCUCCCGGAGGCACCAAGGCCGCUCCUCCAAAGUUCAAGCAGAAGGAGGUCCGCCAGUUCAAGAGCAAGGCCCCCAAAGCCGGACAGAAGGGAUUCGACGAUGUUCCCGGGAUGGAAGGCCUUGGAGGCGCCGAGGUUAUCUGCCCCUGGGAGGCGUUUGGCGACAUGGAGCUGAGUGACCUGGCCCAGUUUGGCAUCGUCUAG